Messenger RNA from Ornithodoros turicata, 803 nucleotides. RefSeq names its product gametocyte-specific factor 1 homolog. Lineage: Eukaryota; Metazoa; Arthropoda; Arachnida; Ixodida; Argasidae. The coding region runs from base 1 to 570 and encodes 189 amino acids. The transcript is spliced from 7 exons. The record is from RefSeq and is a predicted model, not a curated record.
AUGGCUACAUUCAAGUACAGAAGCGAAGCUCUGGUGAUGUGCCCCUUCAACCCAGCACAUCAAGUGAAAUGUGGCCGCCUUCAGAUUCACAUCACAAAGUGCCGGAAGCACCUGGUUCCCGCCAGCGAACUCAUGCACCAUAUGAACACCUGCCCCAUGAAGAGCACGGUCGUCAGAUACAUCACGGAGAGUCCCGCUUGCAGAGGAGACCUGUCAGUUCCUCCGUAUAACUCGCCAGAGCUACAACCAGAAGAAAACUGGGACGCAGAAACCGAUGUGGUCGUCCCCCUGGAACACAAGAUUGUCCGUCCGAGCGUGAAACCCGUCUUCCAGAAUGUCCAGAAGAUGACACCCGCCGAACGCAGACAUUUCUAUGCUUCCCUCCACUCGAAUGAAGAUGGCAUGCCAAUACCUAGACAACCAAAAAGUCAGCCAAAGGUUCUUCAGCAGAUGCUCACAACACAGAAAGCAGAUGAUGAUGAUGAGGAUGACGACCUUGGACUACGCAUGAAACUCUUGGGCUUAGGUCGUGGCCGUCGGAUCGGUGACACCACCUCCAUCAACUUCUAGACCACCCUUGUCAAGGUAUUUUGGAAAAUGAUCACAUGAAUAGAUUAUUUGAAAACAAGCCAAGGUGCAUUCACAGUUUUGCAAUUCGUGGUAAACUCUCUGCUCAGGAGUGUGGAGUUGAGCUUAUGAAAGAACAUAUCAUUCUUCCUGAAAAUGAGAUUGUACCAUGGAGGAAAAAAGAAAUUCAAUGCAAUUUCAAGUUAGGAAAGCACAAUAAAAAAUGGCACUCAAGA